AUCUGUUUCUCAAGAUGAUCUCUUAUUCCAGCAUUACUUCUUAUAUACUGGGCAGUAGUUGUAUACCAGUACUGUAUUCCAAUAGAAUUUAAGUCUCUCACCACAGAAGCUUGGCUUGGGGUCUAUGCUAAUGUCUCCUCGGUGCUAGAUGAAUAGCUAUUUCUAUUCUCAGACUUUUAACUCUUGAAGAGAUUAAUGUUAGCUAGUUUUAUGUUACUAGGCUUUAUUUUUUGUUCUAUGACUUUAUUGUUCUACCUCUAAACGUAUAUAUCACAGGUGGCAAACUGGAUCUGACUAGUGGACCUUAUCCUAAUCCACCACCACUCACUGCACGCCAGCUUUGACAGGUGGACCUGAUCACCCACCUCUUGGUCACCUGACAUAAUGAUGUCAGGUGAUUUACACCUAUCACAGUCCAACAAUCACUGCAGCCUCUUCUAAAGACACAUGUUUAUAUAUAAUAAAACAGAACUCAGAAGUGCAGUCAAACCAUGGUUCCUGAACGGCUUAGUUGCCAAACAAAUUGGCUCCCAAACGCCACAAACCCAGAAGUAAGUGUUUUGGUUUGUGAACGUUUUUCAGAAGCCGAACAUCCGACGCUGCUUCUGCACUCAAUUGGAAGCCACAUCUUGGUUUUUGAAUGGUUUUGGGAGUCGAAAGGACUCUUGGAACAGUUUAAGUUCGAGAACCGAGAUACCACUAUAGAAAAAAGUGUCCCCCCCCCUCCAAAAAGAGAGAGGCCAAUGAUGAUUUAGCAUGCUCAGUUUCCACCGGCUGCUCAGUGGCUGUUGUGGGAGAUGGAAUGGAAUGGAGUGUGCUAAGGAGAGCAUAGCUGGCUGUAAAAUCAACAGGGCACUCCUCGCUGCAACAUUUUGUUGCAGGUCUCUUUAGUAUUUUUUAUUGUAAGCUGCCAGGGGGGAAUUACAUUGGAGGGCAGCAUAUAUAUUUAUGACAUAAAAUUGUAAGGUUGAAAGGAAGUAAACGGCAGCAGCAGAAAAUGAGAGUUUUUUCCUAGGCUGGAACUAGAAAAGUACAGUCAUACCUUGGGUUGUGAACGUGAUCUGUCCGGGAGGCACGUUCGCAACCCACAGCGUUCACAGCCUGAAGCGCCGUGUCUGCACACUAGUGUGAUUCGAUUCUGCGCAUGCGUGUGACGUUAUUUUUGCACUUCUGCACAUGUACGAGCACCGAAACCCAGAAGUAACCUGUUCGAGUAAUUCUGGGUUCGGCACGGUCAGUAACCCGAAAACGCACAACCUGCAGCUUUGUAACCCGCGGUAUGACUGUAUUCUGCAGUUUUCCUGAUUUGGAUGUUAAAUAGGAACAUGCAGUAUGAAAGGCAGGUUAAAAGACUAAGCUGACAAUAGAUGUGUUCCAUUUAAUUAUAUGCAUUAUGGUUUGUAACAACAUAAUUACACAUAACCGAUUACCAUAGGAUCACAGUUUUAAAUAUUUCAUUGUGGUUGUAUAUAGUUUCUUGUAGAGCUAGGGACCUCUGGAGGGUCUGGUGGUGAGCCAAGAUUUCCAGACUACUUCAGGAACAUGGUAAUGUUAAAGUUGCCGUGUGGUCACAGACUUAAGAUGACCAGCUGUUAAUUUGAUUGAAACAGUAAAAUAGUUAUGGGAGCGAGUUUUAAGUGGCAGCCGCACAAUAAAUGCUCAUCAGCUUAUUCAUUCAGGAGAGAUUUAGAUGGAAAAGGCUAUAAGCUAUCUGAGCAAGGUUUAACAGUUCUUAAAUAUGCCAACUCCUUAAUAUAAUAUACGGGAAUUAAUGAAACGUGAGAAAUCAGCAGCCAGCUUGAAGGCUAUCCUGGAACAUUCUCUGUUUCCUACUGAAGAGGAGCUGCUUGCAGAGCUUGAUGCUAUUAUAGGGAAAAAAGGAACAAGAAUAAUUAUUUGGAACCUUCGAAGAGAGAAAAACGAACAAACAGAAUUUGAUUUCGAUACAGAUAAAUACGAUAUUAGGAUUCCUGCUGAUUUAGAUGAAAUAACAGGGAGAAGAGGGUAUAAAAAACAAGAGAGACAAGAUCAGAUUGUUCCUGAAAGUGAUUAUUCAUUACGGGCUUAUUGCAGUAUCUUAUAUUUAAAACCAAGGAUGCAAAUAAUUAUAAGAGGACAGAAAGUACAAACGCAACUAGUCUCCAAAAGCCUUGCUCACAUAGAGCGAGAUGUUUACAGGCCGAAGUUUCUGGCUCCCAAAACCGUAAGAAUUACUUUUGGAUUCAACUGUCGAAAUAAAGAUCACUAUGGAAUGAUGAUGUACCACAGAAACAGACUAAUCAAGGCUUAUGAAAGAGUAGGCUACCAGCAAAAGGCAAACAACAUGGGAGUAGGUGUAGUUGGGAUUAUCGAAUGCAACUUCCUAAAGCCAACCCAUAACAAACAAGAUUUUGAUUAUACUAAUGAAUACAGGCGUACAAUGCAAGCGCUUGGUGAGAAGCUAAAUGAUUACUGGAAUGAGAUGCAAGCAAAGAAACUGGAUUAUCCUCAAGAAGAGAUGGUUGAAGAUUCCCAGAAUCGCCCUGAUCAAACCUGGGUUCAGUGUGAUUCAUGUCUAAAAUGGAGGAAGCUUCCAGAUGGAAUGGAUAAAUUGCCAGAGAAGUGGUAUUGUUCAUACAACCCUGAUCCUCAGUUCAGAAAUUGCAAUGUGGAUGAAGAACCUGAAGAUGAUGAUUUAUUAAUUCCAUAUGAGAAAAAGUUUAAGAAAAGAGACAGGGAGAAAUUAAAGAAAAGGAUAGAGCUUAGCCAGCAGAUUUAUAACGAAAUGUAUUUACAAACAACGGCUGCCUUGUCCAGUGCAACUCCGUUAUUGAGUGAAACUAUUCCAAUGUUUCAUGCAGAAGCUUCAAACGUGUCGCUUACGAGACCUCAAAACAAAUCAAACAGCACACCAGUAUCUUCUCCUCAUUCUGAUCCUGAAAAUAGCCUUAAACGAAAACUUUCUAAUGCUGAUGCACCACUACCUUUUAAGAUCACAAAAGUGACUAGCCAAGCAUUUGAGAAAAAGAAGCAAGAUGAUGAUGAUGUUAUCAUUUUGGAAGAGAACAGUACUCCAAAACCUGACGCUCUGGAAUGUGACAUCACAAUAGUAAAAGUUGAAGGUGGGGCUGAUGUUGAUUUCAGUAAUAUUGAGGGAGAAAUUUCUAUGAACAGAGAUGCUUGUUCAGAAACAAAUGGUUCAAAAGGAACUACAGCAACACAAACUGAAACAGAGGAACUUGUAGUAAAAAAGGAAGAAGCUGAGGGCAAUGCAGAUAAUCAGCUGUCCAGAUCAGAACAUGAAAUAACACUUACAGAACAUCUUCAUGUUUCAGAGGCUGAUAUUGUGAAUGCAGACAUUAAGAUAAAUGAAUUAAGCCUUCAACUGCUUUCAUCCAACAGUGAAAAAGAAAAAUAUCAACAGCAAUGUGAUACAUUGGUUAAAGAAUUAACACUGUUAAAGCAAAAAAUAAUGGAUACAAAUGGCAAGCAUGUGCAAAAGGGAAUAUGUCCUCAGUCCACAGAAACAAAAAGUAUAAUAUCAGAUGCAGAACUCAAAAAAGUUAAAGAAAAAAGUAAAGAAGAGAUAUUCAUUCUGUAUGAACAGGCAUUGAAAGAGAUGAGAACACUGAAACAACAGUGUGAUACUCUGCAGAACUUAAAAUCUGAAUGUAGUAAAUGUAAAAACAUUGAGAAUAAAAGUGAAGCAGAUGACAUGGCUGUGCAACUGGGUGAUGUUUUCAGACAGCUGGACAAUUGCAGCAUUGAAAGAGACCAAUAUAAAAAUGAGAUUGAACUACUGGAAAUGGAAAAAACUCAGCUGGGCCUUCAAUGUGAGCAGCUGAAAGCAGAACUUGCAGAGUUAAAAACUAAUGGAGAAAGCGUGAAGCUGCGAUCCCUGCGAGUUAACGUGGGACAGUUACUAGGAACAAUAAUGCCUGAACUUAAUGUGCAGCAAAUCAAUCCUGACAUUGGCAUAGUCGAUGAAAUUCUAGGGCAAGUUCUGGAGCAAUUGCGUGAAAGCACUACUUAAUUUUGUUUCCCCUGCAAUCUCAACAUACCUUAUUGUCAUGUUUCCAGCCUGUAAAGACUGUUCAUUUUAGUGCCAUACUACACAUGAAAAGUGGUCUGGUUUCCUUUUAGGCUUCUGCCUCAAAGGGGCUGCUUUUUAUUGGAACUGCAGUUUCUGGGGUGGGGGUGAGGGUAACAUUUUCCUUCCGUACUGUGGUUUGUGACAAAAAUCACCCUUCCCCUGCAACAGCUAUUAGCCCCAGAAGGUAAGCUACUGGCAAGUAGCAUUUCCCCCCAAAUUACUAGUAUUUUAUAGAGGCCUGUGAGUAUUUCUAAACUUUGAUAAAUGAUUAUGUAUUAUAAGCUGAAUAAAAGUAUUGUAAAACAAAUGUUAUGUCACAGUAUGUUUCUAAAACAAAUAUCAACUCAUGUUCUUAAUUUUGAUAAAGUUGUCAAAAAUUACUAUAGAUAUUAUGUACCUUUUUCAUUUUCUUGAAAGCAACAUUUUUCCAAUGAGUGGUUAUUGAUAUUUCAACCUUAUAGUGUAUAUGCUAGUUAAGGGUAUUGCAAACAAAUUAUUUCAAAUUAUACUGUUUUGUUUAAUUAAAAGAUAACAGUUUUUCAAAAUAUGGCCAUAUAGUUCUAAGGAGCAAUUUUUACAUACUUUUUUCUUUAAUUAUGUAUUUGUUUUUCAUUAUUCUCUGAAUGUACUGUACAGUCUGGGUUGAAAAAAAUGUGACUCUAUGGAGAAUAUUAUUUAAAUUUAUACUGUACAUUAAUACUUUGAAGAAAAGUGAAUAAAUGUAAAUAUUUUUUUAUUUCCAUGAA
Messenger RNA from Podarcis raffonei (Aeolian wall lizard), 4818 nucleotides. RefSeq names its product MORC family CW-type zinc finger 3 (gene MORC3). Gene Ontology annotation, molecular function: zinc ion binding; ATP hydrolysis activity. Gene Ontology annotation, cellular component: PML body; nucleus. Lineage: Eukaryota; Metazoa; Chordata; Lepidosauria; Squamata; Lacertidae. The transcript has 14 exons. The record is from RefSeq and is a predicted model, not a curated record. Bases 1772 to 4012 code for a protein of 746 amino acids.